Molecule: messenger RNA, 2478 nt
Organism: Patiria miniata (bat star)
Lineage: Eukaryota; Metazoa; Echinodermata; Asteroidea; Valvatida; Asterinidae
Product: MAM and LDL-receptor class A domain-containing protein 2-like
Exons: 13
Coding region: 116-2041 (641 amino acids)
Cellular component (GO): membrane
Molecular function (GO): calcium ion binding
Source: RefSeq, a predicted model, not a curated record
ACAGAGUGCGGUUUCACCUCAAGCCUGUCCGUUUAUUUACGAUGGACGUCAUUUCGUAGUCGGGAAAGCAUUUUCUGUGCACAAAAAUACGGUCCUCGUAUAUGAUUUUCUCAUCAUGGAAAAAACACGACAGAUUUCUGCUGGGAUAGUGCUCAUUUUGGUGCUAAAUGCUGCCGUGGCAGCCAAUGAGAUGUCUCGACUGUUCGAGGACAUGCUUCCCUAUUACUGCGAGGACUCGGAAGAGGCAUCCUGUAGAGAAGCCCUGAGAGACCCGGGCACCCUGCUCACCAAUGUGCUGCGGAGGCAGGCCGGGCUGGAAGCCCUUAAAAGUAGCGAAUCAAUCCUGCAGCAGAGUUUGCAGGAAGGUCUCUCUCUGGUGGAAGUUGAGUGCAAUUUCGACUUUGCCUCUUUUCCGAUACCCGUGCCAUUUCUCUGCGAUUGGACCACUGAGAGCAAUGAUGACAUAAACUGGGAACCGGGAAGCGUCGCUCUCAACGUUGUCACAAAGGAACCGGGACCCUUCAGCCUAACUGUGUACGCCAUCUCAAGACUUAACAGCGAGACGUCAACAGCCACUGCAGGCAUGCUGACUCCCAUGAUCAAUUGUAGUACCGAUGGUAACGUAUAUGGAGCACUUCAGUUCGAAUACAACCUCCGCGGCACAGAAGACGAUAACAAGCUGAAAGUGAAAUAUGUAGGGAAAGAUGGCGUCCGCAUUACCAUCUGGUCAUCAGAGGACGACUUCAAAAGCAAUUCAUGGGAGACCGCUAAUGUAUAUGAGUUCUACCCGUCUGGUCCAUUCCAGUUGGCGUUUGAAAGUACACUGUCCCCUGGUUCAGAGACGAAACCCUACGCUGCCGUGGACAACGUUGGGCUGCAAGUUGGAGUUCUUCCCUCUAUCUUUGACUGCGAGGGAGGCACCCCACAUUCUGUCACCUGCGGUCUUAUCGACCUGGAGGGAAGAUGGCAACGCUGGUCUGGCUCAGAAGCAUUGGACAAGGGCAGGGGACCAACUACUGACCACACGCUGGGCACCAGUUCUGGUCACUUUACGAUCAAUGUGAAACCUAGUCUAUUCACUCCCGGCACCACGGCGCGAAUGCAGACACCGGAGUUUCAUCGAUGGACUAACGAGACGACGUGCACCUUCCGGUUCUACUAUCACGCCAAGACGUCUGGGGACAUGGAGGUCACCGUCAGUGCCGACUACGGGACAGAAGUGUUUCCCGUCGCCUUAAAUUAUUCAGAAACCUGGGAGGAACAUGAUAUCGACCUGACGAAAGUUUCUGGGAAGUAUCGGGUUACAAUUCAAGUUUCCACUUCCACUGGCAACGGUAAUCACAUUGCAAUAGAUGAUGUCCAGUUUCUGGAGGAAGACUGUCGAGGUAGACUGUUUUGUUCGAGCUUCCCAUGCCUAAACAAUGGUGCCUGCUGGCAGACCUUAGAAACUGACUAUGGGUGCAACUGUACGAAGGAAUAUGAGGGUUCUGAUUGCGGCAUUAAUGUGGAUGAGUGCAGUCGUGAUCCAACGCUGUGCGCGAGUGAUUCCAAUCGCAUCUGCAAAGAUGCAUCGCCUGGCUACCAAUGCGUCUGCAAACCUGGAACUAUAGAAUACAAGGGCAAGUGCAUUGCAGCUUGUACAGACACGAUGUGCACCCGCAAAAACGAAGUAUGUCUUCAGAAUGACAAUGCAUUCUCAUGUCAGUGUCAGUACGGCUAUGUCGAGUCUAAUGGCGAGUGCAUCAGAGACAAGUCCGAGGUGGAAUCCGGUAUUGUCCCGUACACAUUCAAUGUUCUCCUGGGUACCUACCUGGGCGGCAGUCUGGUAGCCGUUGUGGUGGCCGCGCUGGUCGUCCUCUGCUACUUCUCCUGCUGCGACGAGAAAGAUGACGACUGGAAACAAGAGGCGGUAGAGGCCAACCAUUACAACGACGCGGACGUAGCGGGCGGGUCGGGCCUGAACGCCAACGGUACGGGACAGAGAUCGCCCGCCGCUAACGGGGGCGUGGAGCUGAAGAAUCGUGGUCCGGAGAAAAUGUAAAACAGCAACUUCCGCAGGGCAACUUAUUAAAAGUUCUUCCCACAUUUGGCAGGGUUUUUAUAGUUGCCUCCCCGUCUCCUGUGAUACCCAGUCACACAUGUGCCGAUGUAAAACUACUGCAAUGGGUUUGAAUUUCAUUAACCCGAUUGAGAUACGGGAGGGCGCUAUUUGGAGGGGAUAAAUUUCGGUAAAUCAUAUUACACCGCUUCGAUUAAUGUUUGAAUAAGCCACGAAACAUUAGAUUGAAUUACCAAAGCCAUAUGAGGUUGAAUGUUCACUGGGUUAACAUAUAUAGUUAUGCAGUCACAACUGAAUGUUAUCGUUUUCAUAACUUCAGAUACAUUUAGUUCAUCAUACUUGUGUAUCUGCACAUCUAAAAGUUUUAGACCAUUAGGCCAAAAAAAAAGUCUCCGGUUUCUGGUAUGCGCGCGCGUCGC